UUCACAUACUAUAUGGAAAUAAUUUUCAAAAGUAUCCAUCAAAAUGUAACAUGCUAAAAAUCCAUCAUAUAUUCAUUUAGAAGUCAUAAUUUCAGAAACUAGAAUAUGAUGUAUAAACGAUAGAAUGAAAGCAUGUUUGUUGUCUAUUUUGGUUGCUUUGCAGAAUGUUGCUCUCUCUGUGGAAGGAAGAAUACAUACUAAGGCAGAAUAUGUUAAUCUUGGGGAGACCAUAACCUUGCAAUGUCAGAAUUCGGGAGCAUUAACGUCACUAUGGCGACGAAAAGAUUCCUUUAUAUCAGCUGGUUUAGUUAUGAACAAUGAGGCGGAGGGUCACGACAGAUUAAGGAUAACUGGAGAUCCAAUGAAAGGGGAAUACAAUUUAGAAAUUUCAAACAUAACGGAGGAGGACCUUGGUUUAUAUUGGUGCGAGGUACUUAUCAACAACGUUGCUAAACAGACAAAAGUGACACUUAGAUUGCAAUCUCAUAUCAAUGACACACGAGUUACAGAUGAGUAUACUACUAAAGACAAGGUACUUACUACAACAAUUAUAGAAUCUAUAACAGAUCACACAUCCCAAACAGAGCCUCAAAAUAUAACAACAAGAUCAUUUUACAAUACUUUGAGUGAAACUGUUAUAACUACUGAUAUGCAAACUCAAAGACUGACAGGAGAGAACAGACUACCAACAGUGCUAAUUUAUGUCAUCGUAUGUUCUAGCUGCACAUGUUUGUUUCUGUUAACACAUGUUACCAGGCGAACUUUACUAUAUAAAUGCAAAAGAAACCUAAAUUUGAAAUUAAUAUAAUAAGUCAAGAUAUCAGAUAACUUUAACACAGAAGUUUUGGAUUACAUUUUUAUUUUGUUUAAAUCAACUAUUUCAUAUAUGUCAUGGUCUUUUGUCCGGAUUUGUGUUGUGCUAUUUUGAAAAAAAAAAAAUAUUUUUGCCGUGACAUAGACGUUGUUGUCUGCUUCGACGCAAAAUAAACACCAUUAAGUCAAUCAAUAAAUAAAUCAAUCAAUCAAUGUGAUGAUUGGACUGCAUCGUUACCGUUAUUACCACUGUAUUUCAUGUUCAUACAAUUAUACUUUCACACAAGUCUUAGUUUCCGUUGAAAUCCGUGUGAUAAAAGAACACUUAGAGACAAUUAUAUCCAAACCAAAUAAUUGACUUUUGUUUUAUUUAUACAACGAAGAGGAAUCUUAUUUUAAUACCUUAUCUUCAAAUCAUACAUGUUGACAAUUGUGCUGAGAGAUAUAUUUCAAUACAUAUACUAUAUAAUGUUUACUUCAUCAUAUAUCGUUUGUAGUUGUGAUUCUAUCUUUUAUUUUCUAUUCGUAUGUAAAAGUAGAGAUAAUUAAUCACUCAGUUCAUUUGUAUGAUUUUAGUUUAAAGCAAUUAUGUGCACAGGAUAUAUUUGUUUUACACAGUUUGAUUUGGAAGAAAAGCCGACAUAGUUAGUUGCACUAUUACUAACACAGUUCUAUAUUAAUAUUCUUGUAAUUGUUAUAAAGUACAUCAAAUAACAUAAUUAGAAACCUAAUCUUGAUUUAUAUCCAAUUUUUAGAAAUUUACCUGUGACAUUACUUUUUGUGGCGUUGAUCCAUUCGUGUUACAGACUCACACUUCGUAAUUCUAUUAAGCUGUUUUUGUGUACUGUCCUAAAUUAUUAAGUUAUUCGUUGUUAUUCUGUGGUUAACAUGUCGAAAUGUACUAUUAUAUUAUUUAUUUAUGUA
This is a messenger RNA of Mytilus californianus (California mussel), 1737 nucleotides long. RefSeq names its product hepatitis A virus cellular receptor 1-like. The transcript has 7 exons. The record is from RefSeq and is a predicted model, not a curated record. Bases 125 to 808 code for a protein of 227 amino acids. NCBI's taxonomy places the organism in Eukaryota, Metazoa, Mollusca, Bivalvia, Mytilida, Mytilidae.